This is a messenger RNA of Colletotrichum spaethianum, 1527 nucleotides long. Its product is annotated as putative transporter. Gene Ontology annotation, biological process: transmembrane transport. The record is from RefSeq and is a predicted model, not a curated record. Gene Ontology annotation, cellular component: membrane. Lineage: Eukaryota; Fungi; Ascomycota; Sordariomycetes; Glomerellales; Glomerellaceae. The transcript has 5 exons. The coding region runs from base 1 to 1527 and encodes 508 amino acids. Gene Ontology annotation, molecular function: transmembrane transporter activity.
AUGGCAUCGAAAGGAGUCGAAGGGCCCUUCAAGGACCCGGCCAAAGAGGUCGACACCACGCAGACACAGGCUGUGACAGACACCUCUGCCUCGUCAUUGCGAGAACAGGUUGCUCAACACUACGGCUCCACGGAUGAACAUGUCUUCUCGGACCCCAGUGCCGCCGACUACUGGCGCAAAGUAUACGAGAAGGCACAGUAUGAGAACCGCCAUCGAUUCGAUCCUAGCUACCAAUGGUCAGCCGAAGACGAGAAGAAGUUGGUCAGAAAGAUUUUCCUACUGUCGUUCCUCGCCGCGGAGUUGCCCAGCGGCCUCAUCAGCAAGAAAGUCGGCGCUGAUAGAUGGAUCCCGUCUAUUAUGGUCGGCUGGUCCAUCACGGCCGGUUGUCAGGCGUUCCUGUCGAAUCGUGCGGGGUUCUAUGCUGUCAAAGUCAUGCUGGGUCUUCUGAUGGGUGGUUUCAUUCCCGAUAUCGUACUCUGGCUUACAUACUUCUACAAGUCCAACGAGCUGCCACUCAGACUUGCGUGGUUUUGGACUGCUCUGAGUACUGUCAACAUUGUGGGGUCCCUGGUCGCCGCUGGUGUACUUCAAAUGCGAGGUGUGGCAGGAUGGGCUGGUUGGAGAUGGCUCUUUCUCCUCGAGGGAAUCGUAACACUCAUCAUCGGCAUCUUUUCGUGGGGUUUGAUGCCUCCCGGCCCCACUCAGACCAAGAACUGGUUCCGGGGCAAGAAUGGUUGGUUUACCGAUCACGAAGAGUUGAUCAUGGUGAACCGUUUACUGCGGGACGACCCGAGCAAGGGUGACAUGCACAACCGAGAAGCCGUCGGCCCGUCCCUCCUCUUCAAGGCAGUCAAAGACUGGGAGCAGUGGCCUCUGUACCUAAUUGGCUUGACCACCUAUAUCCCGCCCUCCCCGCCCAGCACAUACCUGUCUUACAUCCUGCGACGUCUGGGAUUCUCCACGUUCCAAGCAAAUCUACUUGCCAUUCCCUCGCAGUUCCUGUUCGCGAUCAAUCUAUUGAUCAUCUCCUGGGUAUCCGGACGAGUCAAGGAGCGGGCCAUCGUCUCAUCCAUCUCGAACUGGUGGAUCUUCCCGUGGCUCGUUGCGCUCGUAGCAUUGCCAGAGUCUACUAGCACCUGGGUCCGAUAUGCCUUGCUGACGGGUCUUUUGAGCUACCCGUACUGCCACGCCAUCCUUGUCGGCUGGAACGCGAAGAACAGCAAUGCGGUGCGGACAAGAGCCGUCAGCGCCGCGCUGUACAACAUGUUUGUGCAGGCGGGCAACAUCGCGGCUUCCAACAUCUACCGGGACGACGACCAGCCGCUAUACCGUCGCGGAAACAAGGUUCUUCUUGGAAUCUGCUGUUUCAACAUUGUGCUGUUCUACUUCGUCAAGGCCUUCUACAUCUGGCGCAACAAGGUCCGCGACAGGCGGUGGAAUGCGAUGACCAAGGAACAGCAGGAGGAUUAUGUUAUCAAUACCACUGAUGAGGGACAGCAAAGACUGGACUUCCGAUUCGCCCACUGA